UGAGAUAUCCGUACCUAUGUUAACGAGACUGAGAGACUGGCGCGGCUCACCUAACUGGAAGUUGAUGACUCUGGGAAUUCUGGCCAAGCACCAACUUGGGCCGUACCUGCCAGCUGAUAGCAGACCCACCAGUCACUCGAUGGGGAGCGACGGCGGACCGCCUGUGUGUGUCACCUUCCCACCCCUCUGUAGCAAGGAAAGGAGCGUCAGCACCUCUUCAGUAAUGAUGAUGAAACUGGUAUUAACUGAAUGGCAAUUAUGGAUUUUUAACUCUAACUCACAGUAAACCAGCAAGCCAUAUGUGCCGUCAACCAAAAGUCAUCUCUUCGCUGCGUGUCUCAUCUGAUUGUGAGAGGUUUCAAGACACCUGUUUGUGCAAGGAGGAAUAUAAGUGUUACUUGCCAGAGGAGCACAGCUGAAGCAGAAAGAGAAGGCAUCUUAAUUUAUCCUUAAAGAUAUAUGAUAGUAUUAUUUAUAUAGCUAGAGUAAAUAUAUAUAUAUUUUUUCGGUGGUGAUGAAAAUGGCCCCACAGAAUGCCGACUCAGAGUCUAUGCAAGUUCAGGAGUUACCGGUGCCCCUGCCAGACCAGCAGAAACCCAGAGGCACGGAGGCCGAGACGCGGGAUGAGACCGUCAGCGAAGGGUCCAUAGACCGCAUCCCCGUGCGCCUGUGGGUGAUGCACGGGGCGGUGAUGUUCGGCCGGGAGUUCUGCUAUGCCAUGGAGACGGCGCUGGUCACGCCCAUCCUGCUGCAGAUCGGCCUUCCGGAGCAGUACUACAGCCUCACCUGGUUCCUGAGCCCCAUCCUGGGCCUCAUCUUCACCCCCCUCAUCGGCUCCGCGAGUGACCGGUGCACCCUGAGCUGGGGCCGCCGGCGGCCCUUCAUCCUCGCGCUCUGCGUGGGCGUGCUCUUCGGAGUGGCCCUUUUCCUUAACGGCUCGGCCAUAGGUCUGUCCCUCGGCGAUGUCCCCAACCGGCAGCCCAUUGGCAUCAUCCUCACGGUGCUGGGGGUGGUGGUCCUGGAUUUCAGCGCCGACGCCACCGAGGGGCCCAUCCGGGCCUACCUGCUGGACGUGGUGGACAGCGAGGAACAGGACAUGGCCCUUAACAUCCACGCCUUCUCUGCCGGCCUCGGCGGGGCCAUCGGCUACGUGCUGGGGGGGCUGGACUGGACCCAGACCUUCCUGGGCACCUGGUUCCAGACACAGAACCAGGUGCUCUUCUUCUUCGCGGCCGUCAUCUUCACGGUAUCGGUGGCCCUGCACCUGUUCAGCAUUGAGGAGGAGCAGCACAGCCCCCAGCAGGAGCGUGGCGUGGAGGUGGCCGACGCCACGGCCCCUGGCCCCCAUGCCAGCAUCCUGGACGGCGGCGCCCUAUUCCCGGACGAGGUGCAGUCGGAGCACGAGCUGGCCCUGGACUACCUGGACGUGGGCAUGGCGCGCAGCAAGAGCGACUCGGUGCUGCACGUGCCCGACGCCGCCCUGGACCUGGAGCCCGGGCUGCUCUUCCUGCAGGACAUCGAGCCCUCCAUCUUCCACGAUGCCUCCUACCCCAGCACCCCCCGCAGCACCAGCCAGGAGCUCGCCAGGCCCAGGCCGGCCGGCCUGCCGCCACUGCUCAGGGAGCCCGCCAGGGAGGAUGAGACCCUGCUCGAGAACCACCUCAGCGCAAGCGGUCUCCCCAACGGGGGCCUCUCCCCCGCAUGCGACGGCCUCGGCAGCUAUGGCAGGGUGGGCAUGAAGCCCUCGGCCACGUCCGGCUGCGCCAGGCGGCGAAGACACAUGUUCCGCCGGCAGGCCUCCUGUACCUUCUCCUACUACGGCAAGAUCGGGUCCCACCGCUACCGCUACCGGCGGGCCAACGCAGUGGUCCUGAUCAAGCCCUCCCGCAGCAUGAGCGACCUCUACGACCUGCAGAAGCGGCAGCGGCAGCGCUGCCGGCGCCGCAACCAGAGCGGGGCCACCACGUCCAGCGGGGACACGGAGAGCGAGGAGGGCGAGGGCGAGACCACCGUGCGGCUGCUCUGGUUGUCCAUGCUGAAGAUGCCCAAGGAGCUGGUGCGGCUCUGCCUCUGCCACCUGCUCACCUGGUUCUCCGUCAUCGCGGAGGCCGUGUUCUACACCGACUUCAUGGGCCAGGUCAUCUUCGAGGGGGACCCCAAGGCCCCAUCCAACUCGACGGCUUGGCAGGCCUACAACGCAGGCGUGAAGAUGGGCUGCUGGGGCCUGGUCAUCUAUGCGGCCACCGGUGCAAUUUGCUCAGCCCUGCUCCAGAAGUACCUGGACAACUACGACCUGAGCAUCAGGGUCAUCUACGUGCUGGGGACACUGGGCUUCUCCGUGGGCACGGCCGUGAUGGCCAUGUUUGCCAACGUCUACGUGGCCAUGAUCAUGAUCAGCACCAUGGGCAUUGUCUCCAUGAGCAUCUCCUACUGCCCCUACGCCCUGCUCGGGCAGUACCAUGACAUCAAGGAGUACGUCCACCACAGCCCCGGGAACUCCAGGCGCGGCUUCGGCAUCGACUGCGCUAUCCUUUCCUGCCAGGUCUACAUCUCCCAGAUCCUGGUGGCCUCCGCCCUCGGUGGCGUGGUCGACGCUGUUGGGACCGUGCGUGUCAUCCCCAUGGUGGCCUCCGUGGGCUCUUUCCUGGGCUUCCUGACGGCCACCUUCCUGGUCAUCUACCCAGAGGUGUCUGAAGAGGCCAAGGAAGAGCAGAAGGGCCUGUCUUCCCAGGCUCUGGGCGAAGGCGGGAGCAGCAGCGAGAAGCCCACCGUCCUCCGGCUAUCCCGGAAGGAGGGCCCGCAGGGGCCCAUGGAGACCGAGUCCAUGGUCUGAGCCUCCUGCACACACGUUCCAGGGCGGCGGGAGGCAGGGAGGGCGGCCCUCCGGGCGGGCUGGCUGCCGUGGCCUCGUGGCAGCGCGGACCAGAGCCCCUUCACAAAGCGGAGUGGAGACUCAGUAGUUGUAGGGUAGGUUUGAGCCACUAGGCAAAAAUACCACGUUAAUUAUUUUUCCACAAUUAAAAAAAUCAUUUAAAAUCUUUUUUUUAAUCGAAAAAAUCUUUUAAUUUCAACUCUAUCUUUUAUUCUGCAUGUUUUAAAAUUGUAAACCAGAUUUACAAUAUAGACUGUAAGUGAUUUAGAAACAAAAGAUAAGAUUUUUGCAUUUCUAAAGUCAUAACUGAAAACAAAAAAGAUCUGAUGCCCUGUGCUAUAUCCUGUCUGAAUACUUCAGAUAGCAGCGCGGCAGUCAGUGGCUAAAACAUUUCUAUCAAAGUCUUUCCCUGUGGACGCCUGCAGGUAU
Camelus dromedarius (Arabian camel) is the source of this 3301-nucleotide messenger RNA. RefSeq names its product solute carrier family 45 member 4 (gene SLC45A4). Gene Ontology annotation, molecular function: sucrose:proton symporter activity. Gene Ontology annotation, cellular component: membrane. The transcript has 8 exons. The record is from RefSeq and is a predicted model, not a curated record. Gene Ontology annotation, biological process: transmembrane transport. Lineage: Eukaryota; Metazoa; Chordata; Mammalia; Artiodactyla; Camelidae. The coding region runs from base 515 to 2833 and encodes 772 amino acids.